This is a messenger RNA of Haplochromis burtoni (Burton's mouthbrooder), 4956 nucleotides long. RefSeq names its product potassium voltage-gated channel subfamily D member 2. Gene Ontology annotation, molecular function: protein binding; A-type (transient outward) potassium channel activity. Gene Ontology annotation, cellular component: membrane; voltage-gated potassium channel complex. The record is from RefSeq and is a predicted model, not a curated record. The transcript has 6 exons. NCBI's taxonomy places the organism in Eukaryota, Metazoa, Chordata, Actinopteri, Cichliformes, Cichlidae. Gene Ontology annotation, biological process: potassium ion transmembrane transport; protein homooligomerization. Bases 570 to 2465 code for a protein of 631 amino acids.
ACAAAGAGACGUCCUGCGCGCUCCCUGUGGAGCCUAAAACAAUUUGCUCCACCUGACGGGGGCGCGCGUGCCCGCCAGGGCUUACACACGGUCCGCGUGUCUCCAUCUGAUCCGAGAACUGCUCCAUGACACGCCCCCUCAGAGAGAGAGAGAGAGAGAGAGGAGUGUGUGCGCCUCCCUUUCUCUCUCUCUCUGUGUGAGAGCGAGCCUCCUCAGCGCAGCUUCGAGUCUGUCCUCGCUGCUCCUCGCGCUGCUCCUCGCGCUCAGCUCUCGACAUCAGGGGGACCGUUGGUGGGCAGAGCCUGGACAGAGCAUGCGUGGCGGCCGCGUGUGUGCGCGUGGAGCGGGUCCGAGCGGCGAAUCAAAGAGGAGAGCGACGCUCUGAGAGUUUUUCCCACUUUUACGCGUUUCUGUACACGCGCGGCACACGUGGACGUCCGUGACCCCGCCGCGUGGCACUGGUGCGUACGGCCCGUUCUUCGGGCUCCCCGGCUACCCCCCUCCCCCGCAUGUCCUCCCGCGGCUCGGCCUGACCCCUCUCUGAGCGCGCGCACGGCUCUGGGAGCAGCAUGGCGGCGGGAGUGGCCGCGUGGCUGCCGUUCGCACGCGCGGCGGCCAUUGGCUGGAUGCCGGUGGCCAGCACGCCCAUGCCACUGCCGCCCCAGGAGAAGCGGCGCACGAAGGACGGGCUGCUGGUGCUAAACGUGAGCGGCACGAGGUUCCAGACAUGGCGGGACACGCUGGAGCGCUACCCAGACACGCUGCUGGGCAGCACAGAGCGAGACUUCUUCUUCCACGAGGAGACCAACGAGUUCUUCUUUGACCGUGACCCGGACAUCUUCCGUCACAUCCUCAACUUUUACCGAACUGGGAAGCUGCAUUACCCCCGUCAGGAGUGCAUUGCGGCGUAUGAUGAGGAGCUGGCGUUCUUUGGCAUUGUUCCAGAGAUCAUUGGGGACUGCUGCUACGAGGACUACAAGGACCGGCGGCGUGAGAACCAGGAGCGCAUCCAGGACGAUGAGGACAUUGAACAGUCCAACGAGCCAGUGCCCGUUGACAUGAGCUUCCGGGAGAGCAUGUGGCGCGCCUUUGAGAAUCCGCACACAUCCACCAUGGCUCUGGUUUUCUACUAUGUCACCGGGUUCUUCAUCGCAGUGUCAGUGCUCGCCAAUGUGGUGGAGACGGUCCCGUGCGGUACUGCGCCCAACCGUGUCAAGGUAAUGUCAUGUGGUGAGCGGUACGAGCUGGCCUUCUUCUGCCUGGACACUGCGUGCGUCAUGAUCUUCACUGUGGAGUACCUGCUCCGCCUGCUGGUCGCUCCCAGUCGCUACAAGUUUGUGAAGAGCGUCAUGAGCAUCAUCGACGUGGUGGCUAUCAUGCCGUACUACAUCGGCCUGGUCAUGACCGACAACGAGGACGUGAGUGGUGCCUUCGUCACACUACGCGUCUUCCGGGUGUUUCGGAUUUUCAAGUUCUCACGGCACUCUGCGGGACUUCGCAUCCUGGGCUACACGCUGAAGAGCUGCGCCUCGGAACUCGGCUUCCUGCUCUUCUCGCUCACCAUGGCCAUCAUCAUCUUCGCCACUGUCAUGUUCUACGCCGAGAAGGGCAUGUCCGGGAGCAAGUUCACCAGCAUCCCCGCAGCCUUCUGGUAUACCAUCGUCACCAUGACGACCCUGGGAUAUGGUGACAUGGUGCCAAAGACCAUUAUGGGGAAGAUCUUUGGUUCCAUCUGCUCUUUGAGUGGCGUGUUGGUCAUCGCCCUGCCGGUCCCCGUCAUCGUGUCCAACUUCAGCCGAAUCUACCACCAGAGCCAGCGAGCCGAGAAGAGAAGAGCGCAAAAAAAAACCAGGCGUGCUAGAAUUCGAGCAGUGAAGAGUGGAGGCGCUAACGCUUAUUUGCAGUACAAACGCAGCCGGCUGAUUAUUGACCCUGAGGAGGAGGCAUCCAAAGAAGCAGGACAGGCGCUGGUGUGUAAGGCCAACCCUAACUUCGAGGUGCAUCAUCAUCAUCUCUUGAACUGCCUGGAAAAGACCACGAAUCACGAGUUUGUAGAUGAGAAGACGUAUGAGGCGACCUGCAAGGAUGUUACACUGCUGAAGCAGGUUUCUUGCUCUUCCUCCAUCUCAUCCUCUUCAACUCAUGGCCUAAGCUCCUGCUGUGGCCGCAGGAAGAGGAAGACCUUCAACGUCCCAAACUCCAACAUGUCUGUGGGUCUGCAGGGCAGUCUCCAGGAGCUGAGCACCAUCCAGAUCAGGGAGCGACCACUAACCAACAGUCGUUCCAGUCGAUCCAGUCUCAAUGCCAAAUUUGAGGAGACAGUUCCUUUAAACUGUGACCAACCCUACAUCACCUCCGCUAUCAUCAGCAUGCCCACGCCACCUGGCACCACCCCUGAAGGUGAUGAAUCCACCAGCUCCACUGACUACUCCCAGGCCAACAUUGUGCGGGUGUCUGCACUUUAGGCCCCAAAAAGACUCUCCCACACUACCACCCACUGCGCUGGAAGACGGCAGGCGUUGGCGGUCUACAGCUUGAACCACACCAGACUCAGAGUAGGCUUUGGUAGCUGCAUCAUGUGUCCACAAUGGAAGUGAUGGGUUAGCUUAAAUGCUUCAGACCUGCUGUGGAGAAGCAGGUCUACAGGUCACACUAAAACUGACUCUGAUUUGGACUGUAGUUGUUUAUUGUUCUCUCUUUUUCUUCUGGGAGGAUUUUUCCGCUGGUAAAAUAGCAGCCGCCUGACUGAAGGUGGAUCUCUGCUUCUUGCUGAGAGGACAUCACCACCACCAACGUAUCUUUGUCCUGAAUGGUGGCUUAGCGAGCCAGCACUAAGACACCAUUGGAUCAUUCUGAAAUAUGUUUAGCACAGAGACUGGCAGCUGGGGUCAACGCUUCACAUUUAUUAUAUGUUGAAUCUUCUUAGUCAGUUACUAGUCCAUUUAGCUGAAUUUGACUAUCUGGAGGUGGACUUUAGAGCCAGAAGCUUAAUCUGAGCUAACCAGACUUGUGUUUUAAUCAAGCUUUAACCUUUUAAAUUACCUGCAUUACUUUCAUAUUAGGUCUACCGUACUCCUUUGAAAGAUAAUGUAGAAAAUACAUAAAGCAGACAGAGCGUUUAGUUUAGGCUCAGAGGUCCUCAGCUGAUUUGAACUUUAUCUCCAAUCACUGGAAUUCACUUAGCUGGGCUUGCAGUCUUUGUGCUAAGUUAGACUAAACCUGUCCCAGUAGAAACCAGGAUGAGACGGAUGGUGACGGAGGGUUUAUUAUCACACUGUCACACUUCUGAACCUGACAGACCCUCUGUGUUUGUAGAAAAUGUUCUGAGGACAUGUUGAAGGUUGGGACUCGCCAUUUGUUUUGCAGUCUUCUGAGUCUCUUUUAUAAGUACAUAUUUGUCCUGGGUGGAGGCUGUUAGCCGCUAAAGACUGCAGCGUUUGUCCUAUUAUGGGUGGGACAGCAGAUAUUUACAGCCUGCACCCAGUGAUGAAAUAUAUCAUGUAAUGCAUUAUUAUUAUUAUUAUUAUUAUUAUUAUUAUUUUCACGUUAUUUUCUUUCAGUCAUCAUAUUUUUUGUUAUUAUUAUUUAUUAGUGUUGGUGAAUGGGAAAGUUUAUCUUCAGGUGUACGUGCUACAACAGGGAAAUUAUCUUUUUUUUUUUUAAUUUCAUUUCAUGGAUUUUAUUUGUUCGAUUUUUUAUUCUUGUUUUCAUUUUUUGAAAUAAUGAUAUAUUUCCUUUUACCCCACAUCAGUAGUUUGUGAUCUGCUGCCUACAGCCCUGAACAUGUGAAUGCCCCACGGUGUGUUAGCCACAGACAGUGGGCGGGGCUUUUCUUCUGAAAAGAUGUGAACGAUUUGUAUUUGCAGCUGUCAUGAAGAAGAAGAGGAUGAGGAAAACAGUGAGCAUGCUCAGUAUCUGUGCGUUCCUGUCUACGGACCCUUGUGUUUCCAUGUAAGCCAGGACGCUCCUCUGCAUGCACAUCUGGCUGGUGGUGUGAGCAGUUCGGGUUCUAGUACUUAUUCUGUAAAUAUGAGUUUUCUAGCUGACCUUUCUGACUGCCUUCCUCUCUGCUGUACAGAAACACCAAACCGCCAUCGUGCAAAUGUUGAUGUCAAUUUGUGAUAAGAGAAUCUUUCUGUUGUUGCACUGGGUCUGGCAGUGAUGUGUAUUGUAAAUCUUGCAGACUGAUUUGAUGCACUUGUUGCCUGAUGUUUUUUUUCUCAUUGUUCACCUGAGUGUUGGGUUAGGUGACGGGACACAGAUUUACAGCACUGACUCUGAGCUGACAGCUGGAACCACAGUUUAAACAGAAAAUGGGCAAACCACCAGUUACCCACAAAAACAACCACAACAGCAAAAAAAGUGCUUUUUUUUUUUUUUUUUUUUUGCUGUUGGUGUUUCCGUCAACAACCUCUGUUUUACUUUUUGGUUAAAGAUUUUAACAAAUAUUAUUUAUCUAAAGUACAAAUUAACAGAUCCCAUUGUUUGAUGGAAAAAUGACCAAAAAAGUGAUUUUGUAGUAUGGAAAGAAGAGCAAUGAGUAUAAAAUCCAGUGUUAGCUGCCUGUGUAGCUUUCACAUGCUUAUCUCACAGAGACACGUGAAAUGAUCGAGCUUUUUCAACUCAGCCAAGUAAAUUUGUUGCCUGAAUCACAUUAAAUGGAGACUGAAGUAAAAAAUUCAACCAAACAUCCAGAAGUAAUCUAUGAUCAGUCUUUUGGUCUCCCUCUUCUGAGUGCGGGCAUGAUCACACUGACAGCCUGAAAGCUGCACUUCCUGAAAUGUCCCACAGACUUGCAUGUUAAAACUUUACAGCAGAAAUAAACAUGUUUACAGCCUGAUACGCAAACUGUUUGUCUCUGUAGAUAUUUUCCCCUUCAUUAUACAGUGGGGCAAAAAAGUAUAUAAGAUAAGAUAGAAAUUUAUUAAUCCCUCGGGUGGGUUCCUCUGGGAAAUU